Pelecanus crispus (Dalmatian pelican) is the source of this 507-nucleotide messenger RNA. The record is from RefSeq and is a predicted model, not a curated record. Lineage: Eukaryota; Metazoa; Chordata; Aves; Pelecaniformes; Pelecanidae.
AUGGCUGCACAUACCCCUCUGCCCCCCAGCCUCCGCUGGGGUUUGGCGGCAUUCAGCAGCUCCCUCUUCAUCAACAGCAAGACGCAGGACAGCGGUGCUGCCCACACCUACCACCCAGCCCACGAGGUGCUGGCCAGCCUGCCCCUCCAGAUGAUCCUCUACUUCAACAUCUACUACUUCCCGGUCUGGUGCCUGGCUGAGGGGAUGAUGCUGCAGCUGAAGUACCACCUGCUGCCUCAGCACUACCAGUUCCUGCUGGUCACUGCUUUCCUCAUCCUCUCACUGGCUGAAGGCUCCCGCCUCUACCUGGGCUAUGUAGGGAACCUGCAGGAGAAGCCACUGGAGAUGGCUGUGCACAGCAUUUUCCUGGCCUUCCUCGUCACUGAGAUCGUGGCUUCCUUCCUUGCACUGAAGACCAUGACCAAGCAGCUGGCAGCACAGUUCUACCUGCAACAGUUCAAAGAGGGCAGCAGGGGACGGCUGGGGCAGGGGGGCACAGGCAGCUGA